Fusarium graminearum PH-1 is the source of this 1122-nucleotide messenger RNA. RefSeq lists its product as uncharacterized. The coding region runs from base 1 to 1122 and encodes 373 amino acids. Lineage: Eukaryota; Fungi; Ascomycota; Sordariomycetes; Hypocreales; Nectriaceae. The record is from RefSeq and is a predicted model, not a curated record. The transcript has a single exon.
AUGGCUUGGAGCUACAGUCGCUACUUCGCCAAUACAACGUUCACUACUGAGAAUGCCAAAGUCGUCAAAAUACAAAACCAAAAUCCAUUUCCGGAUCUUCUCAACGUCCUCAAUGACUUUUGGCCAUCGAGGAUUGACGAUAACGAAAAGCCAAUCCUUGGCACAGGCCCAUAUCGAGUUGUCAAGUUUACGCGUCAAGACAACAUUGGGUCCGCAACACUAGAGCUGCUAGAUUCUGCUCAGCAUCCAGACUGGCCACGGAACAUCGUCGCUACGGCGGCUCGGGAUGGUGAAGAACGGCUGAAGCUUUUACAAAGCGGACAAGUGGAUGCGGCCUUGAAUUUGGAGCGCAUUGACAAUCUGAAACUUAUUAACUUCCAAUCCCCACUGCAGUGGGGAAGAGUUCCAAGCACUUUGUCGGUUAUCUACUACCUCAAUUGCCCAGAGGGAGUCUUUUCGUCGCCGCAGGUCCGUCUGGCUGCCAACCUCGCCAUCAAUAACCAAGCGCUGGUUGACGAAGUCUACUUUGGCCUUGCUACGCCAGCUGCAACCGUCGUCAGCCCUCACCAUCUCGGCUUCAAGGAAGCAAACCUAAGUCCCAUCCCAUAUGACCCCGAACGAGCCAAAGAACUCAUCAAACACCUCGAUUUGAGAAAACCUCUACGUCUGCGCACGCCAGAAUGGAUGCCGGAGCACGCUAUCAAGAUAACCGAGUUCGUCAAGAGAUCUCUCGAGUCCAUCGGUUUCAAAGUAGACGUUGAGGUUGAGACCAAUCGUCCAGAGUACGCACGGUCCAUCGGUCUCCGAAAGAAUAUUGGUGACCUUGCUUGUUUUGAUUCGACACCAAACACGACGUUUCGAGUUCUAGAUGACAAGGUCUCGAGCGAAUCGCAUGGUACGUGGUGGCUGGGUUAUCACGAUGAUGAGUUUCAGAGGUUGUUUGCAAAGGCGAGAGGAGCAGCAGGGGGCGAUGAUAGAAAGAAGGCGUACGCGGAGGCUUUGAAGAGGGUGCACGAAAAUCCACCGUGGUUGUAUAUCGCUCAUCCGGAUGUCAUUUGGGCUACCAAGGAUGGGGUCGAGCUGAGCAUUGGUCCAUCAGGAGUACUGGAGCUAGGAAAAUAA